UUGCCUGUGGUAAAGACGUAGCGAAGGGCGGUACCACAGGAGGUGGCGGGUGGGGGGAGACUGAGGAGCAACAGCUGCUAAUGGACUGGCCUGGCUCCUCCUACCGGGUUGCGGGUUAGUGUGAGGCGGGCGGCGGGGGACAAGGAGCGGAGAGAAACUCUGGGCCUGACUGGGAUUUAUUGGCACCCGACGUUGUCUGGACCGGGAUCUCCUCUCACUCCCCGGGACCCGUAUGUUCCAUUGCCAGCAGGCAGGGCUGCAGCACUAGCGACUAAUGGAGCACAUACAAGGUGCCUGGAAGACUCUGAGCAAUGGCUUUGGGUUUAAGGAGUCUGUGUUUGAGGGGAGCAGCUGUAUGUCCCCCACCAUUGGGCACCAGUUUGGAUACCAGCGUCGGGCAUCAGAUGAUGGCAAACUCAGCGACACGUCCAAGACUAGCAGCACCAUGCGUGUGUACCUACCCAACAAGCAGAGGACAGUGGUUAAUGUGAGGAGUGGGAUGAGUUUACACGACUGUCUCAUGAAAUCCCUGAAGGUCCGAGGGCUCCAACCCGAAUGCUGCGCAGUUUUCCGACUGAUUCAGGAUCCAAAGGGGAAGUUGCGCUUGGAUUGGAAUACAGACGCCAUGUCACUAGUUGGAGCGGAGCUGCAGGUGGAUUUUCUCGAUCACGUUCCUCUCACAACACAUAAUUUUGUGCGCAAAACGUUUCUAAAACUGGCGUUUUGCGAUAUCUGCCAGAAGUUUCUUUUAAAUGGCUUUCGCUGCCAGACGUGCGGCUACAAGUUCCACGAGCAUUGCAGUACCAAGGUGCCCACCAUGUGCGUCGACUGGAGCAACAUCCGACAGCUGCUAUUAUUUCCCAAUCCAAACAAUAUAGAAGGGGGCAGCCAUACGUUACCUUCGCUGACAAUGAGGCGAAUGCGAGAAUCUGUCCGGAUUCCAGUCAGCUCCCAGCAGAGAUAUUCAACUCCUCACCCGUUCUCCUUCAGUACCCCCAGUCCUGUUUCUGAGUGCUCCCUAUCCCAGAGACAGAGAUCCACUUCCACCCCCAAUGUGCACAUGGUUAGUACCACAAUGGCCGUGGACAGCCGAGUGAUUGAGAAUAACUGGCUGAAUGUGUCCCCCAGCUCCUGGGGCCGACAGCUCUGUAUGAGAGGAAGAGAUGCGCUGCGGAGUCACAGUGAGUCAGGUGAGAAUUUCUCUUAUUCUCUCUGUAAUUAUUCUCAGUGCAUUGUGGGUAAUGACUGUUUCUUCUCAGGGAGCCCCAAUAAUCUGAGUCCUACAGGUUGGUCCAAUGCUAAAGCGCCCGCCCCCACGCACAGAGAGAAGGCGGCUUCAUCCACUGGCCAAGAAAAGAACAAAAUACGGCCCCGUGGGCAGAGAGACUCCAGUUAUUACUGGGAAAUAGAGGCCAGUGAGGUUAUGCUCUCUUCAAGGAUUGGAUCGGGCUCUUUCGGAACAGUAUACAAAGGAAAAUGGCACGGGGACGUGGCGGUGAAAAUCCUGAAGGUGACGGAUCCGACUCCAGAGCAACUUCAGGCUUUCAGGAAUGAGGUUGCGGUACUCCGGAAAACGCGGCACGUGAAUAUCCUGCUGUUCAUGGGGUACAUGACCAAAGACAAUCUGGCCAUCGUCACUCAGUGGUGUGAGGGGAGCAGUCUGUACUAUCACCUCCAUGUCCUCGACACCAAGUUCCAGAUGUUUCAGCUCAUCGACAUCGCCAGGCAAACGGCACAAGGGAUGGAUUACCUCCAUGCAAAGAACAUUAUCCACCGGGACAUGAAAUCAAACAAUAUCUUUCUCCAUGAGGGAUUAACUGUGAAAAUUGGAGACUUUGGCUUGGCCACGGUAAAGACCAGGUGGAGCGGAUCCCAGCAGGUGGAGCAGCUGACUGGCUCCAUACUUUGGAUGGCCCCAGAAGUGAUCCGCAUGCAGGACAAUAACCCCUUCAGCUUCCAGUCAGACGUCUAUUCCUAUGGGAUUGUGUUAUAUGAGCUGAUGACCGGGGAGCUGCCAUACUCACACAUUAGGGACAGGGACCAGAUCAUAUUUCUGGUUGGACGAGGAGGGGUGGUGCCCGACCUUAGUAAACUCUACAAGAACUGCCCCAAAGCAAUGAAGAGACUUGUUGCAGAUUCUAUCAAGAAACUCCGGGACGAGCGACCCCUCUUCCCCCAGAUCCUUUCAUCCAUUGAGCUGUUACAACACUCGUUACCCAAAAUUAACAGAAGUGCUUCGGAACCCUCGUUACACCGCGCCGCCCACACAGAGGACAUCAGUUCAUGUGCAUUGACUUCAACCCGACUGCCAGUUUUCUGAUGAGACUGUCGCCCUCGCUCUGACUCUCUCACCAUCACCAAGUUCUCACCGAGCUCCGAGUACUUUAUCCAAACGGGACUUUAUUCAGCAUUUAUUCUACAUGUCAGCCAGUGGUUCCAGGGCCCCAGGAUAUUGCCGCUGAGACCCUCCCGCAUCACUGUUAUCAUGUGACACCCCAAUAUAGACUGCGGCCCUCCAGCCAGAGGAGGAACCAUCCAGCUCCUAUUGCAACUUUGCAGUUAUUUCAUUCCCGGAGCUUUAAGGUUUGAAGUAUUGUUCUUUUACCCCAAAUAAACUCUGGAAUAAUUCCUCCUGUGACGGAGCAGUUUUGGGGUGGGGAAACGAGUGGCGGGUCCUUUAUAUUGUUCUUUUACCCCAAAUAACCUGGGAUAUUCUCCCUGUGAUAGAGCAGCGUGGGGGUGGAAUGGAGUGGGGGGGUCCUUCAUAGACUUGAUUUACAGCUGAUGGACAUUGGGCACAGCAGGGGUUCCCUCCUGCAGUUUCACAGUGAUUCUGUGCAGGACCCGCCGGUGGCCACAUAUACCAAUGAAAAGGUCCCAGACGUGCACUAUAAGGUGAAUGGGAGUGAUACCGUUUGUUAUUAUUUGGUUUGGGUUUUAAUUGGUUCUUUUAUUGCUACUCAGAAGCUGCAGCUAUUGGCUGAUUUGUCAUAAAUUAAAUGUGUCUUACAUUUUA
Xenopus laevis (African clawed frog) is the source of this 3016-nucleotide messenger RNA. RefSeq names its product Raf-1 proto-oncogene, serine/threonine kinase S homeolog (gene raf1.S). The transcript is spliced from 17 exons. Gene Ontology annotation, molecular function: nucleotide binding; protein serine/threonine kinase activity; protein kinase activity. Gene Ontology annotation, cellular component: cytoplasm; plasma membrane; cytosol. Lineage: Eukaryota; Metazoa; Chordata; Amphibia; Anura; Pipidae. The record is from RefSeq and is a predicted model, not a curated record. Bases 275 to 2320 code for a protein of 681 amino acids. Gene Ontology annotation, biological process: MAPK cascade; signal transduction.